CGCUGCUCGCGCUUUCCCUCGGGCUGAGCCGAUGGCGGCUGCGGCCAGCGGUCCCGCGCACGCGGCAGCCACCGCGAUGGAGGCCGCAACCUUGCAGAAGCUCGCGCUGAGACGGAAAAAGGUGCUGAGCGCGGAGGAGAUGGAGCUAUACGAGUUGGCCCAGGCUGCGGGCGCCGCUGUGGACCCUGACGUGUUCAAGAUCCUGGUGGACCUGCUGAAUCUGAACGUGGCCCCCCUCGCCGUCUUCCAGAUGCUCAAGUCCAUGUGUGCUGGGCAGAGGCUAGCGAGCGAUCCCCAAGACCCUGCAGCCAUAUCUCUGCCCACGUCCAGCAUGCCAGAGACCCGAGGCAGAAACAAAGGCGGCCCUGCUCUUGGCACACCCACACUAGGAGAACGCAACAGCAGGGAAGGAUCCAGCCAGCGGAUGCCCCGCCAACCCAGUGCCACCAGGCUACCCAAGGGGGGUGGGCCCGGGAAGAGCACCUCUCGAGGUGGCACAUAGGACUGGAGCAGAGCCUGCAGGAGCAGAGCCUGCAGGCCACCCUUCUCCCCAAAUGCUGGCCCACCACCCUGUGUGCAUUUAUUUGCCUUACAUGUUUCUGAAAGGCCGAAUGUAUUAAUUAGACAUCAUUGUUGGAAAUAUUAAAGCACAAAGAUUUAAAAUGAA
Molecule: messenger RNA, 667 nt
Organism: Dipodomys ordii (Ord's kangaroo rat)
Lineage: Eukaryota; Metazoa; Chordata; Mammalia; Rodentia; Heteromyidae
Gene: Mzt2b
Product: mitotic spindle organizing protein 2B
Exons: 3
Coding region: 32-502 (156 amino acids)
Cellular component (GO): centrosome; spindle
Source: RefSeq, a predicted model, not a curated record